AUGUUUGAAUCGGCUGUCGAGGUUGACAUAGUUGGCAACACGCUGAAAUACGGGGUCGAUGGAACGGUUGACUUCGAUGACAUCCUGUGUAUACUGUCGGGUCCAGCGCCCAGUCAGUAUCGCGUACUGUUCUUCCAGAAAACCGGAAAAGACAGCGACGAGUCAGAAGAGCACACAUAUCUAAAGAAGAUCGACUUAAAAUGUCUACCGACUGAGCUAUCUCGUUUUGUAACGACUAUCCCAAGCCAUCUUCAAAACGCAGAGAGGCCACCGGUUAUCCAAGUGGUGAUAUCCACAGGCUCGGGGACAGGCAACGCCAGAACAGUCUUCCAGGAUGCCUUACAACCUCUAUUCAACUAUACUGGGCUAGAGGGCAUCGAAGUCUACGAAACAGAGUCUGCACAGACAAUCACCGAACUGACACAAUCCAAAUUCAUCAACCAUGCGGCCGAAGGAAUUCCCCAAACCAUCAUCCUUCUCUCAGGCGACGGGGGUUUAAUUGACAUCCUCGAUAUCUUCUACAAAUCAAAGCAGACACUCAAAAUUCCACCUAAUAUCGCCCUGAUUCCAUGCGGGACAGGCAACGCCAUGGCGAGUUCAAUUGGACUACGAUCUGGUCCGAUACCAGGUCUGCCAACACUACUCCAAGGCACACCAUCCCCCAUCCCAGUCUUCGGCGCCCGGUUCUCGCCUGGGAGCCGGUUUGUCGUUGAUGAGGGUCGUCAGCGGACGCCGAUAGAAAGUGACAGCGACGAUGCUGCCUAUCGGACGAUACACGGUGCCGUCGUUGCGAGCUGGGGUCUUCAUGCUGCGCUCGUUGCUGACAGUGAUACAUUUGAAUAUCGCAAAUUCGGUAUUGAUCGGUUUAAAAUGGCUGCCAAUGAGCUGCUUUAUCCUUCUGAUGGUUCUCCGUCUCAUCGGUUCAAGGGGAAGAUUACUAUGACUCUACGGAACGAUGGGCACGAGGAUGUUCGUCGGGAAAUCCUGGGAAGUGAUGAGCAUAUGUAUGCCCUUGCUGCAAUGGUUCCGCGUCUUGAGAAGGAGUUUUUAAUUUCUCCUGAGUCUGUGCCGCUCAGUGGAGAGAUGCGGUUCAUUCGGUUUGGAAUUAUGCCGCCGGAAGAUGCGUUGCAUUUGAUGACUUUGGCUUAUCAGGGUGGCAAGCAUGUUACAGAGGAGACGGUUACAUAUGCUAAUAUUGAAGGGCUUCGAAUUGAUUUCCUGGAAGACGAGGAGAGAUGGCGGCGGGUUUGUAUUGAUGGGAAGAUUGUUGCUGUUGAGAGGGAUGGUUGGAUGGAGUUGUAUAAAGAGCCAGAGCGGUUGCUUCACUUGAUUCAGUAA
Molecule: messenger RNA, 1338 nt
Organism: Penicillium canescens
Lineage: Eukaryota; Fungi; Ascomycota; Eurotiomycetes; Eurotiales; Aspergillaceae
Exons: 1
Coding region: 1-1338 (445 amino acids)
Biological process (GO): sphingosine biosynthetic process
Cellular component (GO): membrane; cytoplasm; intracellular membrane-bounded organelle
Source: RefSeq, a predicted model, not a curated record